UCUAAGGCGCUUGCUCCGAGCCGAUAAUCUAGCCGUGAGAAACGCGUCUUUCCGUCCGCUUAAAAUCGAAAUAUAUUCAUAAUCGUGUAUUUGUAUUAAAAUAUAAACGCCCGUUUAUUUAUGCGUUUAUUGUGUGAGCGCUGACAGUUUAAAAUAGGGCGUGAAAAUAAAAUAAAUUUUGUGACCGAUUUAAAUAAAUAAGCAAUUUCCAAAAUGAACCUUAAAUUAUUAGCGUUUGUUUGUGCUCUGCUCCACCUCGGCACCUUGACCCAUGUCCUGUCGGCCGCGAGCACAGUGCGUCCCUACAAGUUCGGCUUCACCAUCGACGAGCAGCAGCAUCGGGCGGAGAAGAGAGAUGAACGCGGCAUUAUCAUGGGCGAGUUUGGGUUCAUCACCGCCGAUGGAAUCUAUCACGUGACGGUUUACGCCACCGACGAGGAGGGCAAAUUCCGUAUAAUCUCCAUGAAGAGCUAUCCUUAUGCAGGUCCAGUUGGUCCAAAAAAUGUUCCUGUGACAACGACCCCGAAGGUUCUGCUCUCUUCAGCUCCGGUGGAUCUGCCCAAGUACAACUUCAACACGGAGGCCUGUUCCGGUUGCUUCCUGAAAAAGUCCCCUCCCAAAACGGAAAUUCGAACACUUUCACAGCCAUUGGCUCCAGUUCAACCAGGUAAGCCCGAUGGCUCUUCAGAUAUCGGCCUGAAUGUGCAGUUGCCCUUCCGGGAGUCCAUUGCACAGACUGUGGCAAGUCGUCUUGGCUUGCACCAAGAUGCACUGCAAACCUCCAACACAAACACGAAGACACCAGACACUAAACAAAUCGAACUUGGUCUCAACUUAGCAAUGAACACAUACUACACCACAAAGCAAGCUGUAACCGGACAUGUUAGCACGCAGACCUCCAAUUCGCAAUCUCCGAGUGCCAGCACAAAGAUCGACUACAAUGUGGGCGUGGUCGAGAAGCUUGCACCACCAGUAUAUCCGCCAUUGAACCUUCAGUUGGACGAGGACGCUAUAAGACAAGCUAUUACAUAUGCCAACAGGAUACCUGGCCCUGUGGCCUUGGCCAAUCAGCAUGCAACGGUUCCACUUGCCAGUAACAUUCAAUCCGUAGCACAACUUCCGAAUGCGGGACUUAAAAACAUUAAUAGAUCGGGAGUUUCCUCUGCGAAAACGGUGGCCAAUUCGAAGACAAGACCCACACUCCAACUAAACCCACACCAAACACCUCUUUUGAGUUCAGCAACCGCCGCAGGAGUUUCUGGAGUGUCAGCGAAUGCACCAACCGGAAUUUCUCCCUCCAUCGGUGGAGGUAGUCUCAGUGCAGGAGGGCCAGGCGGAAGAAUUGGUUCUGGAAGCAGCCUUGGAGGAGCCUCUGCUGGAGGCAAAGCCUCAGGAAUUGGCGGUGGAAUUGGAUCUGGCAGCGGAGUUGGAGGAGUUGCUACUGGAAGCAAAGCUUCAGGAUUUGGCGGAGGAAUCGGGUCUGGCGCUGGAAGUGCCUCUAGUGCAACGGGUGAUCUGUACAAAUUCAAGUACGUCCUGGACUACAAUGGACACGAGGAGACCGGCGGUCGCAAUGGUGACAAACAGGGUAGCUACUUCGCCAUCGGCGAGGAUGCAGUGCAGCGGACCAUUGAGUACAUUGCGAACGAGUUUGGAUUCCAGCCCCACGUCAGCUGGCGGAAAUUGGACGCCAAGGAGGCGCUGCCCAAGGAGAAUUCGCUGAAGCACUACGAAUUCAAAUGGUUUAAUCAGGAAUAGUAGUUAUACGGUGAUUUUUCGGUGGAUCAGUCCAAGGCUAGGCUAGGCACCUUUUUCCCCCAUUUUUGGUUAAUUUCGAAUAAAUACAACGUUAACAGAAAAAUG
Molecule: messenger RNA, 1863 nt
Organism: Drosophila santomea
Lineage: Eukaryota; Metazoa; Arthropoda; Insecta; Diptera; Drosophilidae
Gene: l(3)mbn
Product: protein lethal(3)malignant blood neoplasm 1
Exons: 6
Coding region: 214-1758 (514 amino acids)
Cellular component (GO): chitin-based extracellular matrix
Molecular function (GO): structural constituent of chitin-based larval cuticle
Source: RefSeq, a predicted model, not a curated record